AUGGCUAAGCACAUUUACAUGACACUGGCUGCACUGCUCGUCUUGAUCAUUGCUGUGAAUGCGGCACCCGCGCAAGUGGAGUAUGAUUUAGUGGGAGAAAGUGAUUUGCCAGCUCUAAAUAAAGCUGAGGAGGCGCAAAACUCUAGCGCGGAGAGCGACGAGGAGGAUGAUGACGAUGAUGAGGAUGAGGCACAGAAGCAGCAGAAUGAUGAUGAUGAUGAAGACGACGAUGACGAUAAUGAGGAAAGGUUUAUCAGACGCAGACGUCGUGAGGCUGUUGAGGAACAACCAGCCAAGGCAACAGCUGAAGUUCCAGCUGCUGAGAGCGCCACCACAAUUCCAACCACAAGCUCAGUGACAACGACGCGUAAGCCCGUGCUCGUCCUAAUACGUGAUGCGCUCAAAAAGGUUACCACCGGCCUGCCCACCGAGCAGGUGGCUAACAAUGCCUUGCAGUACUUCCAGCUGUUUGAGCAUUUCAUACAGCAAACCAUCGAACAGGUCAUUGAUGCCGCCGCCGACGAUGAGGAGGAGACUCCCGCAGCUGUCGCGCCUGCCACAGCAACAACUGCCACGGAGGAGGACAAAAUACCCGAGACGCCUGAGACGCAGCCCGAAAAGCCAAUCGAGUUGGCUGCUCCAGCUCCAGCUCCAGUGGAAAAUCUUGUCAAGCCCGCAGAGCCAGCAGCUGUCAGCAAUGCAGUCUAG
Messenger RNA from Drosophila hydei, 708 nucleotides. RefSeq names its product nuclear polyadenylated RNA-binding protein 3. The transcript is spliced from 3 exons. Bases 1 to 708 code for a protein of 235 amino acids. NCBI's taxonomy places the organism in Eukaryota, Metazoa, Arthropoda, Insecta, Diptera, Drosophilidae. The record is from RefSeq and is a predicted model, not a curated record.